UGUUCCCAAGAUAUAAAGUGAAACACAUUGUAAAUUUCUGUGGAUAUACGCUUAUAGUGUCGGUGCAUAUCAAGUUCAGAUACGUCGCAGUAUAAAUGUAGCAUUUCGGAUUUUUCACCAUUAUGAAUUCAGCGCAUUCAUACACUUCGUAUAUAAAAAUUUUCUACUUUUAGAAAUAUGCUUUUUUUGAUCCACUUGGCUUCUCAGUUCUCAAUGAAAUUGAUAUUCAACAUAUCGAAAAUGAAAUCAAUGAUAUUAUUCGAAAUGAAAUAAAUUAUCAAAAUCAAGUUUCGGCAACAACAACACCGACUUCAACAAUUACUUCAUCAUUAUCUUCAUCAACAACAGGAGCUGCUUCCUCCUCCUCGUCAUCAUUAUCAACAACGACAGCUACUUCAUCAUCAUCAUCAAAAAUCGAGCCAAAACCAUCAACACUUGAUGAAUUUUUACUUGCUUGUGAAGAAUCUCAAAUUAGCGAUAGUCAAAAGGUAAACAGCGCAAGAUUAACACUUGAUGAAGAACUAGUAAAUUACAAAAAAUGUGCUAUUGACUUCUGUAGUCGUCAAAAACCAACAGCAAGUGCAUCUAUAAACCUCUGGAAAAAAUACUAUAAUGAUUUUCCAGUUUUGUCACAGCUUGCUAGAGUCUAUCUAUCAACACCAGGGACAAAUAUUGCUUGUGAAUCAGCUUUUUCAAUUUCAGCAUAUGUUGCCAGGAAAGAGAGAGCACGUUUAAGUGCUGAUAAUUUGAGUUUUACGAUGUUUUUGAAGGAUAAAAUCGCAUAA
Messenger RNA from Didymodactylos carnosus, 785 nucleotides. The record is from the annotation of a GenBank genome assembly. Lineage: Eukaryota; Metazoa; Rotifera; Eurotatoria; Philodinida; Philodinidae.